AAUAUGUCAGAUAGGCCUUCCACUCCAGGCCUGUCUAGUGAUUUAAUUUAACAUAUUUCAUUUAAAAUUACAAGAGGAAACUUGAAACCACUGUGGAAAUACAGCGGUAGAUGUGAAACGAAAACUGCUUCCUCGACACGAUAGGUGACAUGCGGUGAUGUUGCUAAAAAUGCCUCGUGUCGUUGCGGACCAAAAAGCUAUAUUUGAGUCCAAUGAGCUUUUCCGUCGUCUAAGUAGAGAAGCUGAGAUAAAAUACACUGGAUACAGAGAUAGAGGAGCCGAAGAACGUCAACUGAGAUUUCAAAAUAGUUGUCAGUCAGGAAGGGCCGAAAUCGCAUUUGUCAGCACAGGUACGAACUUGACUUUACAAUUUUUCCCAUGGAAUACUGAAAACACACAAAAUAUGAAUCCACCGAAAGAAUAUGUCAAUUUUGAACGAGAACCAGGAAAGGUAUUUCUAAAAGCACCGUUUAUUUUGAAUGGCGUGUGCGUACUGUGGAAAGGAUGGUUACAUUUGCAUAGGCUGGAAGGGAUGGGCUGUAUCGAAUAUGACGAAGAACGUGCAAUGGUUGAAGCGUCUCAUAUGGCAAACUCGUCACAAAAUUCCGCUUCUCAGUUACAUAAGAUUUCACAGAGUCAUAAAAACCAAAAUCACAAGCAUCCCUCGUCGGGUGGAAGCGGAGGAGGACAGCUUGAAAAACGUCCACGUCUCCACUAGCAGGAAUCGGACAAUGUCAUUAGCAGGAUGACCAAAAACAAAACCUGUUUUAUGCUUCUUAUUUCUUUUCUUUAUAUAUGUUUUUGUUUUUAAAUAGGAUAAUGCGUAUCAUCAAACCAUUUGUCAAUUUAGGUAUACGAGGAUCUUUUUUCGAUAAAGGUUCCAAGGCACGAUAACGUAACUCUAUAUUUGUCAUUUACUCUGCUUACCGAAAUUCACAGUGACUAAAUUCAGAUACAAGGGCAUAAUAGGUAUAUCGGGACUACGACUAUAUCUUGAACUACGACUCGUAACAGGGUGGCAUGGAUUUCGUAAAGUAUAAAUCGCACACCACACAAAAAACAACGCAUCUUUUAGCACGAAGGGACACUUUUGAUAGCAGACCUCAAGCAACUCAAAAAUACAUCGCAAUUUAACUAAACUAUAUACCGUAAGCAUGUACAAGUUUUACAAAAAAUAAUUUGGCUUUAUUUGGAGGAAGGUUCAAGGUAUUUCAAGAUAAGUCAUUUGUGUGGUUGAAAGAUCCCACGUGACAAUCACGUGUGGCAAAUUGAGUUUCAAAAAGUUGCUGCUUUAUAAUCGACGAACAAAGUCGCGUGUGUCGAAUGUAAAUCAAUAAGAACGAAAACCAACUCGCCAUAUUCGACGGUACUUCAUUAUGCCCAUCGUAUUCCUAACUUGACCUAGACCCAUUCUACAA
Messenger RNA from Styela clava, 1418 nucleotides. RefSeq names its product core-binding factor subunit beta-like. The record is from RefSeq and is a predicted model, not a curated record. Gene Ontology annotation, molecular function: transcription coactivator activity; sequence-specific DNA binding. Gene Ontology annotation, biological process: regulation of transcription by RNA polymerase II. NCBI's taxonomy places the organism in Eukaryota, Metazoa, Chordata, Ascidiacea, Stolidobranchia, Styelidae. Gene Ontology annotation, cellular component: nucleus; core-binding factor complex.